AUGAAUAUUACAGAAUAUUUUCACUAUCCCACCAAAAAGACCAAGGAGUCCAGUGAAUUACGAAAGAAUACCACUGCGAAAUAUGGUGAUAUUGCCACGUUGCUACUAUUGGUGAUAAUUAUAUCUAUUCCUAUUUAUAACUACUUAGUCAUUCAUAAUUUUCACCAACGUUUUAAAUCCAAUUUUAUUAGAUCAUUCAAUCUGAAAUUAGAUCAUUAUAUACUGCAUGAACAUCAUCCGAAUUGUCGAACAGCAAGUUGGAGAGAUAGACUACUAACCAACGUGGCACAAGUUCUCAAGAGAAUAGUAUUUAACAUAACUUUGCAUUCAUCAACUAUUAUACAGUUAUUAUUUUGGACAGCAUUUUUGGGGACAUUAUCACUUAUAGAUAUUAAUAAUGGGGAUUUGAUAUAUUUGGCAAAAAGAGUGGGCAGACUUCCUGUGAAUUGUUUGCCAGCGGUUUUAUUCUUAACAUUAAGACCAAGUCCUUUGCCAAACACGUUAUACUUGACAUUGAUCCCGAUUCACAAAUGGUUAUCUAGAUUGAUUAUCAUCCAGAGUAUUAUUCACACCGUGUUGUACAUUGGAUACUAUGAUUUUAAAAAUACGAUGGAUAAAGCUUGGAAAUUGGAGAAUGUGUACGGUUGGAUUGCAUUAGCUGGUUUUUUGAUUAUCAUAAUCACAUCACUAUCAGGAAUGAGAAAACGUUGGUACAGAUUAUUCUAUUCCAUGCAUUAUAUUUGGACUUGGAUCAUUGUUGGUUGUCUUCAGUUCCAUGUUCGACCACAACCAUAUACAAUCUAUACCAUAGUUAAUGUCACCAUAUUAUUAGGACAAAUUGGAUACAGAUUAUAUUUGACAAGAGUCUCUUUUAAAGGAGAAGUGAAAGUGAUUGAUGUGUCACCUAAUUUAUCCAUGAUUGAGAUUCCUAAUAAAUUAAUUGCACAAGUUGCUCAUGCACCUGGUGCUCAUAUAAGACUAACAAAUUACAGCUCAAAUUUUUUUGUUAGAACAUUCAAACAACUCAUUCCAAACUAUCACCCAUACACGUUAGUUUCGUUCCCAAAUGACAAACUACAACGGUUGAUUAUUAGAAAGAGUAAUUUUAAGUUAUACAACAAUAGAAGAUAUUUGAUUGUCGGCAGUUAUGAUCCACACUUGUUGUUCAUUCAAUCACUCCCUUCUCCAAAAUUUUCGUUAAGUAAGUUGAAGAUUAACGCAAAACGGUUGUUGAUUGUUAUUGGUGGAUCUGCCAUUUCUUUUGCAUUACCGAUUUUGAGAGUAAUGAACUAUCAUGGGAUACCAACAAAGAUCAUUUGGGUCAUUAAAGAUUUCCGUGAUGUUCUCAUUUUGCAAUAUUUCGAUGGAUUCAUCCAUGGUGAUGAUUUUGAAAUUUUCAUCACCGGAGAAACGUUAAUCAAAGAGCAGUCGAAGACGUUACGUAAUGAAAUCAGCUACGCUUCCAAUAUGAGCAAGCACUCCCAUUUGUCUAGUCAUUUUGAUUUGGAGCGAGACGAAACCACACCAUUACUUGGAAACAGCAAUGAACCACAAAUAACAUUGAAUCUUGAAAAUCAAAUAGAAAAUGUUGAUAUCAGUAUGAACAGUGACGAUGAAGACGAUAGUGGUUCUGAUUGUACACGUAGUGCUACUCCAGGUCCUGCUUGCGAGGAUUUAGUUCAAAUAGAUGAUGUUACUGCUGAUGAUAGUUUUAGUGAUGAUAUGGGUGGUGAAUAUGAAGAGUCUGUUGAUGAAUUUGAAGUCACCAACGAUAAUCUAAACGAGCAAUCUAGCAGGUCAAGAAGUGUUUCUCGUAAAUCAAGUGUUAAUGAACCUUUUAUUCCAUACUAUUUACUGUCUUCAUCUCAACAAACAAAAUCAUGGGUUCAACAAUAUAAACGGUUGAUCAGGAAAUUGAAUUUGGAGAAUAAGAUAUACAAAGGAAGACCAAAAUUGAGUUACCGAUAUUAUAAUUGGUGUAUCAAUGAAGGGUUUACACAAUGUUCAGGUCCAGUUGAAGAUGAAAAUCAUAAUUUAAUCUGUUGUCGUGAUUUGCCAAGAAACAAAGUUGUCCAAGAAGAUGUUAAAGCUGAAAAGAUUUGGGUUAUUUCUGCCGGUCCGACUCCGUUAGUGGAAAAUGUUAAAUUAUGGGCCAGUGAAUAUGGGUUGAAAUUUCACGAGGAAGCUUUCUAUAGUUAA
Candida tropicalis MYA-3404 is the source of this 2199-nucleotide messenger RNA. Its product is annotated as putative ferric-chelate reductase. Gene Ontology annotation, cellular component: plasma membrane. The record is from RefSeq and is a predicted model, not a curated record. The transcript has a single exon. NCBI's taxonomy places the organism in Eukaryota, Fungi, Ascomycota, Pichiomycetes, Serinales, Debaryomycetaceae. The coding region runs from base 1 to 2199 and encodes 732 amino acids.